AUGACCCUGGAGCUAACUCUGCUCCGCUACCAGUGCAGUUGGUGUGCGCUGGUGGUCCUGUGGUUUUCAAGCGCCUUGGCGGUGGAGGUAAAGCUGGAACUGGACGAUUUGGCCGAUCCAUUGGGGUCCGACGUCGACAUGGAUUGUUCGGACAUGUCCAGCAUCAAAAAGAACUAUGAAUUCAAAGCCAGGUUCGUAGGUGUGGAUGCGAGCGAUCAGUUCGCGGCCUUCCACCGGCCACGCGUCUACGGACGAUUGCAACAGUUUCUCGUCGGACAGGUCAUUGAUGACGACAAGCACUUGCCAAGCAAGGCCACAGCAGAUUAUCGUGCAUUGCGGAAGCGACUUUGGCGUGAGGGUUGGUUCGCUCCAGAUCUCUCGUUUUAUGUGAACAAAGCAAUAGUUUGCGUUCUUCUUUUUGCUCUAGCCAUCGGGUUGGUGACUCUGGAAGCUCCAACCUGGAAGCUCCUGCGCACCCUGUUGGCAGGAGCGGUUCUCGGGAUUGCGUGGCAACAGGUGGCGUUUAUGGCGCACGAUGCCGAUCACUAUGGAAUUACGACUCCACGAAGUGGAGCCUCGUUCAAUCCAUUGGCGUGGUUCCUUGCAAGCGUGUUGUUCGGAAUCUCCAGAUGCAUGUGGAAUGAGGAGCAUUCAUUGCACCACGCAAUCACUUUGCGGCCUCAGGAAGACCCACAGUUUAACUACUUGCCGAUCUGGCUGAUCUCCAAGAAGGAGUUGGACGUACCGGGCACGAAAGUCGACUUCCUGACACGAACCUUGGUCUCGGUUCAGCACUACACCUUCUUGCCGCUUUCAGUGGUGAUGGGACGCUUCAAUUUCUACAUUAUCUCGAUGCUCGCUGCCCUGAAGCGACUACUGACGGCCAAGAGAUUUCGAGAAGCCUACGGUGGCUUGAUGGACGUCACUGGAAUGGUGUUGUUCUGGAUAUGGUACGCGACGCUCGUGAAGCAGCUGGAUGCGUCCUGGGAGCGCGUGGCCUUCGUGUUGGUCUCCAACUGGACGGUUGGCAUCCUGCACAUCCAACUGGUCCUGAGCCACCUUGCCACAGAGACCUUCACAGCAGAGGAGGCACACACCGUACGGCGUAUGGCGCUCCGACGACGCGAUGAACUCAUCGCGGCGCAUCUUCCGCCAAUCGCGGCGGUGCAGGAGUGGUGA
Messenger RNA from Durusdinium trenchii, 1179 nucleotides. The record is from the annotation of a GenBank genome assembly. NCBI's taxonomy places the organism in Eukaryota, Dinophyceae, Suessiales, Symbiodiniaceae.